Molecule: messenger RNA, 1570 nt
Organism: Seminavis robusta
Lineage: Eukaryota; Bacillariophyta; Bacillariophyceae; Naviculales; Naviculaceae
Source: the annotation of a GenBank genome assembly
CAGCGCAAGGAGAAGAUACUACAGUAGUAGACUGACUCCUCGGACCGAGCACGAGUAUAGUACUAGUACCUAUUGUAGCACUUAUCAGCUAUCUAUCAGUCCUUGCAGCACAAUGCAGCAUCCACGUGAGAAGGAGAUCUCUCGUGAUGGCAUGCUCGCCAGUUUCCCGACUGGUAAGGCUCUUACUGAUGUGACACUCAAGGGGAGAGACGGAGUAGAAGUACCAGCAAAUCGGUUUCUUCUGUCCGCAAGAAGCCAGGUCUUCAGAGGAAUGCUUUUGGGAGGUCCAGAGGUGUCGUCUCUUGGCGUGGAGCUUGACUUCCAGGGGAGUGUCUUACGGGCUGUUGUAGAAUAUAUUUAUACAGAUUCAGCUCCUAUGCUGAAUUGCAAGAAGCGAAAGAGCCCGGAUACAAGAACCUUUGAUUUCGAGCACAUCCAAUCACUGGUAUCAUUGGCAGCAGCUGCAUCCCACUUUCAACUAUCGGGCUUGGGGAAAUUAGUCCUCAAGAACUUCAAGCAGAUUUGGGCAGAAUAUCCAUGCUGGUCUUUUGCUGUCCUCCAGGCCUGCAGAAUGGCUGGGCCUUCCGUUCCUUGGAAUCUGCUGGUUGCAGCGUGGACUCGGGUGCGCGUGACACCAACUGAAACUAUCACCAAGGAGCAUAUCCAUUGUUUGAGUCCUGAUGUGUUGGAAGAGAUUCUCAAAGAUCCCAAAAUGCAAUUGACGGAGUACCAGCUUUUUCAGAUACUGAACCUUUGGAGGGGAGGCCAAGCUGACGUCGCCAGAAUCCACGAAGACAGCGACGCUGAAACCGUUGAUGAAGAUGACGAAGAUGACGAAGACAUCGACUACAUCGUGGUCGCGAUUCUGUCAGAGGAGAAGGUCAAGGGUGAUGGCGUCUUGUGCACAAUCUGCUCCGAAAUUCCUGCUUGUGUGGUGUACGAAGGAACUAACACAAAGAAGCACUGGAAGUACUGUUUGACCUGUCAAGACGAUGACUUUGAUGGAUGGCCUGAAAAGCUAGAAGACUACCCCAACAACCAACAUCCAACAUGCCAACACGAAGCUGAUUUACGAAAGCUCUGCUGCAAACCUGGGAGCUCUCCGUCCUUCAUCGAUCGAAGCCUUGACAAAGCUGAUUCAAUUGAUGAAGGCGACCGCAGUUCAAUUGCAAAGACACUUUCCAAGCACCUCUAUUUAGAAAAGAUUGACCCAAAAACUUUGUCAACGACAGUCACUGGCUCUGGUUUAGUCACGUCAGGACAGCUGUUGGAAGCCUUCAAGCAACAGGCCUUGGAGAUGAUGAACCAGGGGUCCGCAUCUGCGAACUGGUCUCAGGUUCGAUACAAACCUAAGGUAACAGAGAUUCCAGAUGCUCCAACUGAAAUCGAAAUGGAAAGGACCAGCUCUGAAUCGGUCAAAGGUGAUAGCGAAGGGUAAGUGUGCACGAGCCCGAAGCAAUUCCACCCCUCUUCGUUCGUUUUCCGCUGACGGCAUGGACAAGAAAUAAUCAACUUAUGCAUAUAUCUAAUGUAUUCAAAUCUAUACAUGUUUGCUUUGACAUCGUUCGAG